GCCGCGACGAUCACCACCCAAGCCUGUGUGACGCACGGUGGUGGUGAGCAGGCAAGUCAAUGCCAGGUGCCACAUGUGGAUUUCGAUGUGAGCGGCCUUCCAUGUACAGACAACUCUCGGGCAAAGAGGGGCAGAGAGCUUGAAGAAGGCCCAACAGGACCGCUUUUUGCAAUUUGGGCAUUGAGGUAUCGCCGCUACAGGAUUCCUCUGGGCAUUCUGGAGAACACACCAGAUCUGCGCGUGGAUGUAAUACAUUCAUUGCUGGGAGACCUGUACAAUUUACACCCCAUUCUGGUUGAUAUGGACCACUGUGGGCAUGGUGGCGCCAGUCGCAAGCGCAUCUAUGUGAUUGUGGUGGCCUCCAAGACCCAGACCAAAUGCUUGGUUGACCCUAUCACACUCUAUAGGGCGUUGGUUGAGGAACUACACCAACGGCAAACUAGCUUGGAUUGCACCACCGCACCAGGGGACUACCUCACUGCAGACCCAAUGGAGAUCCAGCUUGAUGCAAUGGAAGUGGCCCGCUCUAGUGGCAAGGAGUUCAGGUCAAAUUGCAAGAGCCUUGACUACCUCCUGACUGAAAGGGAGGCAAAGGUGGUUGCAGAGCUUUCCCAUGAGUACCAAUCAAGGUAUCAACGUGACCCACAGACUGAUGAACAUCUUUGCGUGCUCUUGGGAGACAAUCCCCAGUGGGCUCGGACAUGGUCGGCUGUGAGUGGCAAAGUUCCAACAUUUCGCCGCAAUGCUGCUGGAAAGUUCUGGUACCCUGCACACCAAAGAUUUUUGACCAGCUGUGAGAAGCACCUCGCCAGUUGUAGUUGUUUUUAA
Durusdinium trenchii is the source of this 828-nucleotide messenger RNA. The record is from the annotation of a GenBank genome assembly. Lineage: Eukaryota; Dinophyceae; Suessiales; Symbiodiniaceae.